This is a messenger RNA of Sinocyclocheilus grahami, 1080 nucleotides long. RefSeq lists its product as uncharacterized. NCBI's taxonomy places the organism in Eukaryota, Metazoa, Chordata, Actinopteri, Cypriniformes, Cyprinidae. Gene Ontology annotation, molecular function: GDP-mannose hydrolase activity. The annotation marks the transcript as partial. The record is from RefSeq and is a predicted model, not a curated record. The transcript has 4 exons.
UGCAUCCAGACUGAGGUGUCUCUCAUGCUGCACUGUCAUCCAUUACAGGCUCUUGGAGAAAAUCAAAUUCAUGUAGAAAUUUCAGACAGGUUCAAUCGUCAGAGUUUUCCUGAAAUCGAGCAGCACAUUGAAGCUGUGUGGAGUGACCGCAUGACCAAAGAACCGUGGCUCUUCAAUGGAUCUAAAUUCAGAUUGCAUUCAGCGAUGCUCUCCGUCAUGGAAAAGGGACCAGUGGCAGAACAGGCCGCCCAAAACCUAACGCGCUCGCAAUUAGAAAGUGCUGAUAAAUCCUCAGGAAGAUUGGCAAAAGAUGAGCAGCUGACAUUACAGUUAGGCCUGACCUGUUAUAAAGACUAUCUGGGGACUAACUGGUCACGAGAGGCGGGGAAGCUGCAGAGUCACGGACAGAACGAAUGCGCAGAUCCGCAGGCCUUCCUCGCUCAGCCGCUGGGGGUCGGUGCUGUCGUGGCCACGGCUGACGGAGACGUCGUCCUGCUGAGGAGAAGCCAGAAAGUGGCAGAGGCUGCAGGCCUGUUAGACAUACCUGGAGGUCAUCCUGAGCCAAAGGUCAGAGACACUGAGAGCUGCUCAUUCCUGUUCAAUCGUCAGAGUUUUCCUGAAAUCGAGCAGCACAUUGAAGCUGUGUGGAGUGACCGCAUGACCAAAGAACCGUGGCUCUUCAAUGGAUCUAAAUUCAGAUUGCAUUCAGCGAUGCUCUCCGUCAUGGAAAAGGGACCAGUGGCAGAACAGGCCGCCCAAAACCUAACGCGCUCGCAAUUAGAAAGUGCUGAUAAAUCCUCAGGAAGAUUGGCAAAAGAUGAGCAGCUGACAUUACAGUUAGGCCUGACCUGUUAUAAAGACUAUCUGGGGACUAACUGGUCACGAGAGGCGGGGAAGCUGCAGAGUCACGGACAGAACGAAUGCGCAGAUCCGCAGGCCUUCCUCGCUCAGCCGCUGGGGGUCGGUGCUGUCGUGGCCACGGCUGACGGAGACGUCGUCCUGCUGAGGAGAAGCCAGAAAGUGGCAGAGGCUGCAGGCCUGUUAGACAUACCUGGAGGUCAUCCUGAGCCAAAGAUUUAA